Molecule: messenger RNA, 3931 nt
Organism: Trichobilharzia szidati
Lineage: Eukaryota; Metazoa; Platyhelminthes; Trematoda; Strigeidida; Schistosomatidae
Source: the annotation of a GenBank genome assembly
GAAAGACGGGGGAAAGCAGUUGUUUUAGUAGGUGUUGCUGACGUCUUGGCUUUCAGUUUCGUUGUCAUCUACUGCUGAACUGGUCCGACUACUUUGGUUCCUUUGUUGUCAUCUGGGUUGCUGUGGAGAAUAUAUGGACAGGGCAGUCAUGGAACCUACGAGAUUACUUGAAGCCUACCGGGAGCAUCUGACAGACUCAGGUGGAAUCAUGCAACAAUCAGUCUCUGCGUUGGUGGAGUUGAUGUCUUCUGCCAAUCGCAAACUAGUUCCGAAGUGCAUUUCAUUGCGCAUUAUUGCUUCUUCGACACCUGAAAUUCAAUUGCAGUUGUGUAAAGAUGGUGCAUGGGACAUUCUACUUAAAUGGCUUCAAGAAGCCCUCAAGGAGGACAAUUAUGCAUUCCUUUUGGAACUUUUAAACGUGUAUUCACUUUUGCCUGUCCGAUUAGAGCAACUAACACAAAAUGUUUGUCCUAAACUUAUAAACUCGCUUACAAAACGUUGCGACCACGAAGGAGUGAAAGCUGUGGCUAGUAUCAUCGUUAAGAAAUGGAAAGAAGUAAUCAGCUCUGAUUCCCGCCGGUUGGAAUCUACCCAUGUGAAAAGAAAGAAACUUGAACAUGAAACUAAGAGUUUGAACAAGGAGGCUCAUACGAAUGAGACAACAAAAGAUGAGAAGAGACGUCGCACAACCGUCAAAAUCCCGCCUAAUAAUAUGCGAACUGCAGGGAUAGAGGAUAGUACUGCCCAAGGGCAACCGAAGUCUAGGUCAGAUAUACUUGCUAAGAAGAGCAAAAUUGAUCAAAGUAGUAACCUUACCUCGGAACUUCCGAUUGAGUCCUUUCAUCAGAAGAUAACUGUUACUCCAACUGAACCGCGAAAAGGUUUAUCAAAUAUUUCUUCGACAUUAAAUAAACUUGUAGAGUUGCAUGAAAGUUCAGAUUUCAUAAAUGCAUUAACAACAACACCCUGUCCAGUCGUGCGCAAGAAAAGAAAGAUUUCCACAAGAAUAGAACCAGUUGUACAGACCGACCUCUCUAUAAACAAAGACGAAAGCUCCAUGGAAAUAUCGGAUCAAAGCUGUGUAGGUGAAUCCUCCCCAGCUUCAUCUAAAGGAAUGGAGUCAAGAAAAUCCUCAUUAUCUAAUUUAUAUUCAGCAUUUCCAGCAGACAAUAAGCCGAAAAAACGUGUUUCUUGGGCUGAUGAAGACAAACUGCAGACAUUUCAUUAUUUUGAACUAGAUGAAUCAGAAAGAGUAAAUGUAAAUCGUGUGUCUAUUGAGGACAUUCGUCGAAGGGAGCAUUCCAUGGAACGUCAGCUUUUCAAACGAUCUUAUGAAGACUCAGAGGUUUUUUCUCAAAAGUGGUAUUCACCUUAUCCAUUGGAAACGAUCUUCUUGGUUGAACCAGGUUGUAAAUCUAUUGAACGUCAAAUACAGUUGGAACGAGAACGUUGUGUUCUUCAAGCAAUUUAUUUCACCCGCGAAAGCAUCCCACAAAGUCCUGAAGAACCUGAUACGGAGAUCGUGGAGCAUGUUCCUCCACUUCAAAUACCAUUGGAUGAUCUCACUGUUUAUGAAUCAGUUGAUAAAAACGCACAAAUCAAUUCAGAAAAGUUACUUGUUAAAGAUUCUGUGGGGAAUUCACAAAUAUCUUUAAAUCCUGAAGUUGCUAACUUGGUGAAGUCCUUAGCUGCUAAUCUUACCAGUUCUCCAUCAGAUAUGCCUCAGAAAAUUCCUCCCCAAAGUAAUUAUGGUGUAGAUCCUACAAGCUGCUCCGAAUUUCCUUCACAGCCAAAUCUUAUGCGUAAUGGGCCUCAAUCAAACGUUGACAGUCCAAACUCUGAGUCUGUCCGUGGAACUGAUGUCACUCCUCCCAUUGACCAAAUGUUACAAAAGGAGCUGUGGGAAGUCCUCGAAAAAAAUUAUCCAGAUAUUGAUGUUCACGAACUGAGUGCUGAGCGUAUCCGCGAUCUUCUUGAGCCACUAAGAGAUCAACUGGUGGCACGAGGUAUCUUCCACUUUCGCAGUUCAUGUCCUCCGAGAGCACCAAUGCCGUAUCCUGACUGCCCAAUAGACCCCCCUUCGCCUCACCAGGCUUUCCGUCCACCUUUUAAUUGUCCUCCACGUUAUUCCAAUCCUGUCCCCAGGUCCGAUUUCCCACCCCCUCCCCAUGGUCCCAGGUUGUGUCCUCCUAACCCUCCUAGUUAUGGGCCUAUAAAUCGUAAUCCCAACAGACCCCCUUUUGCGUCACCAAGUCCACCUUUGCCUAACUUUACGCCAAAUCCGAUACCACCCUAUAACGGCCCUCCUUCUCGUGCCCCAUCUUUUCCUCGUGGAAAUUCUCGAAUAAGAAAUGGUCAACCCUGCAAGUUUUUCCAACAAGGAGGGUGUCGAAAUGGACAUUCAUGUAACUUUAUGCACUCCCGGUGAAAGAUUCUUUUAUUCUCCUUUAUUUAGUGUCCAUAGCUCUGUAUAGAAUUACAUCAAUUUUGAUUUAUGCAUUUGACUUUCAAUGGUUUCUGAAAUGAACUCUGAAUAAUUUGUCACUUGGAAGUUUGUAAAUAAAAGACUGACAUUUUGUACAGUUCCCUUUAACACAGAAUAUUUAUUUUAUGGAGUUCAUCAAAUAAAACAACGAAAUACAGUUAUCUGGUUUCUUUUUUAUAUAUGAAAUUGAUAUUCCCCAUUAUCAUCUUUAUUUCUCAAAGGUCCCGUGGAUCCUAUAUACCGCAUUAGUUUCAUCUCCAUACGCUCAUCGGCUGGUUUUAAAAACACCUUAAUUUCAAGUCAUUCUUUUGUACUAUAAAUUUCGCUUACUUUCCUUAUUCCAAUUUGGUGCAUUUUCAUGACUUCUAACUGUAGUAACUUUUUAUCUAGAAAAUCAUUGUUCGUGUUAGCGUGCUAUCUCAACUUACAGACAAUAUUAGCUUCUACUCGUUUUUCAACAGCAAAAAAUGUUAUUCUUCCAACAUGAGGUUCUGUCUGUUGACCAAUUAUAAUACCAAUCGGUAUGUGUGUAUCGGUAAAGGCCUGAGAAAAAAAUUGAUCAUAGAAUAGUUCUCUGUAAAUGUUUGUUUACUUAUAAAUUAAAUAAUUCGGAGAAAAAUAGAAUUUCAUGGUUUUAGUUUUCUUCCACAACUAUAGAGCAUCAUACCCUUCGGCUUUAACCCCACUAGGGGCAGAGUGAACAACACUCAUGUUACUAUGCAAAUACUACUAUUCAGCAAAUAAGUUAGAUUCUGGUGUCCUGUGUCUGCAUAUACUACCUUAUCUACAUUUCUUUCAAGUCUCUAUUCUAUUUUUAUUUUUUAGAGAAAAACCAAAUGGCUCAGCAAAGAUAUAUUUCCGGAAAGAUAUAUCUUUGUUAAGUUUAUAAUUUUUUAUUUUUGAAAAAUGAAAUGCUUAUUGUUCUUUCAGUGAACUCUGGAGAACUUCAAGAACAAAUCACUGCAAAUCAUCAGAAUGGAAACUAUCAGUUUAGUGAAAAUGACCUUUGAAGACUCCAGGUCUGUGGGAACUAGUCACCUUAAUUAGCUUAUGAACAGAUUAAUAGCUAUUGAAGAAAUUUUCCUAUACCUGACAUUAUGUUUCUUCUUAGCUAUUUACUUUACCUGGAUCAGCAAAUUUCAUUGAUUCCAAAAAGGCUGACUUCACACCAUUUAAAGUUUUAUUGGUGUUGUUGGUGAAACUGAAUGCCAAUGUUUACUGCAUUAUUUUAAUUCUAAUAUUUACCGUAUGACUGCUUUGGGUGUGUCUGUUUGUUUACUAACACGUUUUACCUUUCACUUAGAUUCAUGUUUAUUUCACAUAUUAUGAAUUCAAUCUCUGGUCUAAUUGUGUUUGUUACAAAAUCUCUUUCAUCUAUAAAGAAAAAUCACGUCACAUGCAGGAAAAAAUUACAAGAAUUAACUAUGGAACCUGUGCGUCGGUGGC